Synchiropus splendidus (mandarinfish) is the source of this 2730-nucleotide messenger RNA. RefSeq names its product POU class 3 homeobox 2b (gene pou3f2b). The transcript has a single exon. Gene Ontology annotation, cellular component: nucleus. The record is from RefSeq and is a predicted model, not a curated record. Gene Ontology annotation, molecular function: DNA-binding transcription factor activity, RNA polymerase II-specific; RNA polymerase II cis-regulatory region sequence-specific DNA binding. Gene Ontology annotation, biological process: regulation of transcription by RNA polymerase II; brain development. Bases 52 to 1191 code for a protein of 379 amino acids. NCBI's taxonomy places the organism in Eukaryota, Metazoa, Chordata, Actinopteri, Syngnathiformes, Callionymidae.
GUCAAAUGCGAGCUGCUUUGAAUCCGAGAGACCAGUCCGGCUCCGAGCGUCAUGGCGACCGCAGCGUCUAACCACUACAACAUCCUCACCUCCAGCGCCUCCAUCGUGCACUCGGAGCCCGGCAGCAUGCAGCAAGCCUCGGCGUACCGGGACGCGCAGAGCCUGUUGCAGGGCGACUACACGCUGCAGAGCAACAGCCACACGCUCAGCCACGCGCACCAGUGGAUCACGGCGCUGUCCCACGGAGAGGCGCCCCCGUGGUCCUCCAGCCCGCUGGGCGCCGAGCAGGACAUCAAACCCGCGGUGCAGAGCGCGCGGGACGACAUGCACAACUCCAGCAGCAACCUGCAGCACCAGGCGAGACCCGCGCACCUGGUGCACCAGAACCACCACGACGCGCGGGCGUGGAGAACCACCACGGCGGCGCACAUACCGAGCAUGGCGACCACCAACGGCCAGGGGCUGAUCUACUCGCAGCCGGGCUUCAGCGUCAACGGGCUGCUCCCUGGAGGCGGGGGGCAGGGGCUGCACCACCACAGCCUGAGAGACCCCCACGAGGAGCACCACAGCCCGCACCUCAGCGAGCACAGCCACCCCGCCGCCCAGCAUCAGCACCAGCACCGGCCGCAGAGCCACCACGACCACUCGGACGAGGACACGCCGACCUCGGACGACUUGGAGCAGUUCGCCAAACAGUUCAAGCAGCGGAGGAUCAAGCUGGGCUUCACCCAGGCGGACGUGGGACUCGCUCUGGGGACCUUGUACGGCAACGUCUUUUCCCAGACCACCAUCUGCAGGUUCGAGGCCCUGCAGCUGAGCUUCAAGAACAUGUGCAAGCUGAAGCCUCUGUUGAACAAGUGGCUGGAGGAGGCGGACUCCACCUCGGGGAGUCCCACAAGUCUGGACAAAAUCGCCGCGCAGGGCCGGAAACGGAAAAAACGGACUUCCAUCGAGGUGAGCGUGAAGGGGGCUCUGGAGAGCCAUUUUUUGAAGUGCCCUAAACCUGCUGCGUCGGAAAUAAUCUCCCUGGCGGACAGUCUGCACCUGGAGAAGGAGGUGGUGCGGGUUUGGUUUUGUAACCGGAGACAGAAGGAGAAGCGCAUGACCCCUCCAGGAGGAGCCCUGCCGGGGAGCGAGGACGUGUACGGGGAUACGCCGCCGCACCACGGGGUCCAGACCCCGGUUCAGUGACACCCCCCUCCGCUGGGACCCAGAGGUCAUAUAUAUAUAUAAAUCACUGGACUAUGGAACGAAUAGUAAGUGUUUUAUGUAUCGAGGGGAUCACACCGGCGGGAGAAGGUGGCUGGACCAGGACGUCCACCCUCUCAGGAUCAGAUCCGUGGAUACAAGCCCAGCACUGUGACUCCAUUCGGUGCAGACCCUCCCGUGAACGGACAGAGGGGGGAUUUUUUUUUUUAACGCUCCACACUACCCGUCAAAUGCUCCUCCUGAGCUGUGCGUAAAAUGGCCCGUUUUAGUUGUGUUGUUCCCUGAAUUGCGCAUCAGCGGUUGCGAGGAGGUGCAGAGGGAGAGUCAGGAUCACAAUAACGGAGUACACUGGAAUCCAGCGAGGCUGCUGCCGACCCGUACCAUCGUUAAACAGCGAUACUUACCGAUAUUUUAGCGCUUUUCUGAAAAAAAAAAAUAAAGUGGGCUCAACUCUUGAAUUGAUCGCUCAGACGUGAACCAUGUGGGUGACCUCCGUCAUAAAUCACUUUUCCACGCUGCAAUGGGAUUUAUAGAACACUCAGAACAUUUGAAGCUACUUUUGUAAAUAUUGUAUAACUUUUAAAGUCUUUUUUUAAUUUUCACUUGGGCACUUUUCGUUUUUUCCUCUAUUUUUUACACAGAUUUCAUUCAAAUCCAUGUGUUUCUAUUCGGCCUCUAUUUUCAUGAUCAAUCAUUCUUAUCCGCUAUUAAGAUGAACAUUAAAACGUGACUACCGUCCAGAUUGAAUUAAAAUGUUAUGGAUAAUUUAAGAGAUAUUAUUUACCAAAGUAUUCGAUUAGAAGAAGAAGACAAAGCGGGGAAAAAAACGUUUCUUUUGGGUACAUAUUGCGUAUUUGGCGUCCAAAUAUGACAGCAUUUAAUCAAAAAUGAUUCUUUUUGUUCUGAUUGUUCACACGCUUUUUUUUCCUUUUUUUUGCGAGGUCGGCGUCGUUCACUUCAUUUCAGCCAUUUUGUUCAUCUUCGUCUGUGUUGUCGGCUGCUCAUAGACUUUUAAUUUAAUUCCUUAGAUUUGUAAUUGAGAUUGUAAUUUAUCUGCAACGGCUUUUAUAGAAAACAGAGAGCGGGAAAUAUAUGAGAUGAACUGCACCGAAAAUGCUUUUUGUUUUGUAGGACAGAGACAGAGAGAUAUUUUUAUUUUGGACGCCACAGUUCAUGUAUAUACAUCGUUUCUCCUCCGUGGCGCCGAAAUAACGUCCUGGGAUUUCAUUGAAUUAUUAUUAUUAUUGUCAUGUUUAAGUUAUUUUUUUUUCUGCUCCUCCUCCUAGAUUUAUUUUGCCUUCAAAAACGAAAUCGUUCCUGAGUAGCUUUAAAGAAUCCACUCAUCGUUCUCAGCAAAUUCAAGUUGUUGGAUGUAAAAUUGUAGCAACAGGACUCCUUUUGUUUCUGUAAAAGCAGUCGUUUUUUCAACAUUAUUUCUGGGGGGAAUGAACUUGGUGGGUAGUUUAAAAACACUGAUGUGGUAAAUAUCGCUCAUGAACAGACUUGCACAUUUUUAAAAAC